Molecule: messenger RNA, 2678 nt
Organism: Myotis myotis
Lineage: Eukaryota; Metazoa; Chordata; Mammalia; Chiroptera; Vespertilionidae
Gene: PCCA
Product: propionyl-CoA carboxylase subunit alpha
Exons: 26
Coding region: 51-2420 (789 amino acids)
Cellular component (GO): mitochondrion
Molecular function (GO): ATP binding; propionyl-CoA carboxylase activity; metal ion binding
Source: RefSeq, a predicted model, not a curated record
CCCUUCGGCGAGGUGAGAGGUCAACCGAGCGCCGGUCGGCGGGGGCGACAAUGGCGGGGCUCUGGGUGAGCUUGGGCUCGCUGGUCGCGGCGGGACGGCGUGCGCGGCGGUCGCCGCAGCAGCUGAUGCAGAGCGCCGCGCUGUGGACCCUGAAGAAUGUUUCACACCAUUCAAGACAGCACUUAAUGGUGACCCGUAGUCUCUGUUCAGCAGGAUAUGAUUCUAAUGAAAAAACUUUUGAUAAAAUUCUUGUUGCUAAUAGAGGAGAAAUUGCGUGUAGGGUUAUUAAAACUUGCAAGAAGAUGGGCAUUAAGACGGUCGCCAUCCACAGUGAUGUUGAUACUAGUUCUGUUCACGUGAAGAUGGCGGAUGAGGCUGUGUGUGUUGGCCCCGCUCCCACCAGUAAAAGCUACCUCAACAUGGAGGCCAUCCUGGAAGCCAUCAGGAAAACCAAGGCCCAGGCUGUGCAUCCAGGGUAUGGAUUCCUUUCAGAAAACAAAGAAUUUGCCAAAUGUUUGAAACCCUUUUUUCUUUUAGCAGGAAAUACAUUCAAGUUCAGAGUCGGGGUCCUUUGGGCAGUUCAGCAGGUUUUCCAUGGCUUUCUCUCUCAUUUUUACACUGGUUUUACAGUUAUUCAAGUAUUAAUUCUUGGACUUCUGGACCGGGGACAAGAACUAAGUGUGGCACUCAGCUUGGCAGCAGAAAAUGUCAUUUUCAUUGGACCUGACACACAUGCUAUUCAAGCUAUGGGUGACAAGAUUGAAAGCAAAUUACUAGCUAAGAAAGCAAAGGUUAACACAAUUCCUGGCUUUGAUGGAGUAGUCAAGGAUGCAGAUGAAGCUGUCAGAAUUGCAAGGGAAAUUGGCUACCCUGUCAUGAUCAAGGCCUCAGCAGGUGGUGGUGGGAAAGGCAUGCGAAUCGCUUGGGAUGAUGAAGAGACCAGGGAUGGUUUUAGGUUUUCAUCUCAAGAAGCUGCUUCUAGUUUUGGUGAUGAUAGGCUACUAAUAGAAAAAUUUAUUGAUAACCCUCGUCAUAUAGAAAUUCAGGUUUUAGGUGAUAAACAUGGGAAUGCUUUGUGGCUCAAUGAAAGAGAGUGCUCAAUUCAGCGAAGGAAUCAGAAAGUGGUGGAGGAAGCACCAAGCAUUUUUCUGGAUUCUGAGACUCGGAGAGCAAUGGGAGAGCAAGCUGUCGCUCUUGCCAAAGCAGUCAAGUAUUCUUCUGCUGGAACCGUAGAGUUCCUUGUGGACUCAAAGAAGAAUUUUUAUUUCUUGGAAAUGAAUACCAGACUCCAGGUUGAGCAUCCUGUCACAGAAUGCAUUACUGGCCUGGACCUAGUCCAAGAAAUGAUCCGUGUUGCCAAGGGUUACCCUCUCAGGCACAAACAAGCUGAUAUUCCCAUCAACGGCUGGGCAGUUGAAUGUCGGGUGUAUGCUGAGGACCCCUACAAGUCUUUUGGUUUACCGUCUAUUGGGAGAUUGUCUCAGUACCAAGAACCAAUACAUCUACCUGGUGUCCGAGUUGACAGCGGUAUCCAACCAGGAAGUGAUAUUAGCAUUUACUAUGAUCCAAUGAUUUCCAAACUAAUCACAUAUGGUUCUGAUAGAACUGAAGCACUGAAGAGAAUGGAAGAUGCACUGGAUAAUUAUGUUAUUCGAGGUGUUAUACAUAAUAUUGCAUUACUUCGAGAGGUAAUAAUCAACUCACGCUUUAUAAAAGGAGACAUCAACACUAAAUUUCUUUCUGAUGUAUAUCCUGAUGGCUUUAAAGGACACAAGUUAACAGAGAGUGAGAGAAACCAGUUAUUGGCAAUAGCAUCAUCAUUGUUUGUGGCAUCCCAAUUAAGAGCACAACAUUUUCAAGAACCUGAAAAUUCAAGAGUGCCUAUUGUUAAACCACAAGUGGCUAACUGGGAGCUUUCAAUAAAACUGAAUGAUGAAGUUCAUACUGCUGUAGCAUCAAACAAUGGGAAAACGUUCUCUGUGGAAGUUGAUGGGUCGAAACUAAAUGUGACCAGCACGUGGAACCUGGCUUCACCCUUAUUAUCUGUCAACGUUGAUGGCACUCAGAGGACGAUACAGUGUCUUUCACGAGAAGCAGGUGGAAACAUGAGCAUUCAAUUUCUCGGCACAGUGUACAAGGUGCAUAUCUUAACCAAACUCGCCGCAGAAUUGAACAAAUUUAUGCUGGAAAAAGUGGCUGAGGAUACGAGCAGCACCCUUCGCUCCCCGAUGCCUGGCCUGGUGGUGGCCAUCUCCGUCAAGCCUGGAGACAUGGUAUCAGAAGGUCAGGAAAUAUGUGUGAUUGAAGCCAUGAAAAUGCAGAACAGCAUGACAGCUGGGAAAACUGGCAAGGUGAAAUCGGUGCAUUGUAAAGCUGGGGACACGGUUGGAGAAGGAGAUCUGCUCGUGGAACUGCAAUGAAGUAUUUAUAGCCUUUCAGCCGUUGCCCAAUUUAAUUAGCCAUUUGUAUUAUUAUUCUUUCACUCAAUUUAUCCAAGCAUUUUGCAGCAGAUUUUACAUGGCCAUAUUUAUUCCACAUAUAGUCAAAACCAACAUUCUGCCAAAAAAUCACCAAUGGAAAUUUUUACUGAUAUAAAUACUUGUACAUAUGAUUUGUACUUCUGCUAUGAGAUUUCCUAGUGUCAAAGUUAAAUCAAUAAAAUUGAGCGCUUGUCUAAA